GGUACAAAAGGUAAAAUUUGAAUUUAUUUCUCUGCCCACUUUCCCUUCUGGCUCUGCCCACCACCGCAAUGUGGCCCCUGGAAGAUUAGACCAGGUCUUUAUUCCCAUCCAGGGACAGAGAGUGAAAUCUGGGUGAGGCAGGAUGCCAUAGGAAAAGCAGGAAGCUAAAAGAGUUGCAGGAAGAGAGGGACAACCUUUUGCUUGGUGCGAAAUCUAAUCGCUGUCCACAACUUUUCCAGGACUCCAAUUAUUUCAGUUGGAAAGUGGGGUGCAGGCCACUGCAGGCUGAGGGAAUUUCAUGUCCAUUCUAGCUCCACAGGGGCCUUCUCUUAUCCCAACACAAUCUGUGAGGCAGGAUAAUAGCAGGCUUGCAAAUGCCCCACACCUUGGUUACCUGUAGAAGAGCAAGAAUCAUCUCCGGCAGAACAGGUUGGGAAGCUUUAUUAGAGCCCGUUUCUGUGUCUCUUCUCUCUUUCUAACCUUUUUGACACAAAUUGUGUGUUUUUGGAAAACCAUUUUAAAAUAUGGUUAGUAGCAGCAAAAAGAUAAAUGUGGGCUGGUGACUUAUUUGUAAGGCUGCUUAUUCCCAUAUUAAAAGAUGGAAGUGAGGACUGGGAACUGAUCCCCCCAGAACCAAAGCCAUCCAUUGUUAAGGUGGGGUGAGUGCGCAGGUUAGCUGCGCCAUCUCCAGAAUUAAUUCUGCAGCACACUACCAGUACUGUUCUUGUCCCUAUCAGCAGUUCAGAAAAACAAUGAGCUGUAUUUUAAUCCCAGGUGUGCAAAUCCUGCUUUGAGGUCAACAGAUUCCUUUCCCCCUCCCUCAGUCUUUCAUAUACACAAACCUAUUUAUUUAACAUAAGUUGACUCAUCUUCUCCUUGUCAUUCCAAGUGCACCUUUACACAUCCACCUGAACAGGUUAUGCUAAGUGGUUUUCACUUAAUAGCCCAGUUGAACAAGCCCUGCUAAAGUCUGACACCCAAGGGUGCUAAUUCUCCAAUGAAUACAUAGACAAUCCUUUUAAGUCAGGGAUUUGGGGGGGGGCACAUUUUUCAGUUCUAGGGCCGCAUUCCCUUCUGGUAAAGUUUCUGAGGACUGCAUGCAAGUGGUGAGCAGGGCCACAGGCAAAACUGGGCAGAGCAAUGGAGGCAAAUUUAACCUUUGGGCAGUAGGCUGGUUUCUCCUCACCCAUACCUUUCUCUCCAUCCUCCAUCAAGGCAAGCGAAGAGGCUUUAUCACAGCUCAAAGGCACAGUGCAGUCAAACCAAAACACUCAAGGAUGGUGUGAAGCAGGAGCCAUGACAGGGUGAUGCAGGGUGCCAACUUGAAUCAAAUAUUGGGGGCCCCAGGUAAGCCCCAUCCUACAUAAUCAAUCACAUGAUGCCAAUGCUCAUCAACUUUGGGGGGAGGGCAGCCCCCUCAAACAUUUUAUUGUGGGGGGAGACCUCGCAGACCAUAGGAGUUGGCUCCUAAGGGGUGAUGCAGGGGCAAAGUUUUGAGGGCCAGAUAAGCUGGAGGGCUAAAUUCUGUCCAUGGAUUUGAGGCUCCUCGACCAUCCUUUAAAUGUGUUUUCCUUUUGGAGAAAAAAAAAGCAAAACUUGGAUCUUAAUAGGAUUCAGUACACGAGUGAUUUCCAUGCCAGGGCUUGAAAAAGACAACUGCCAUUUUGAAAGCAUCAUCUCCUUUGUGGAGCAGGGAGACCCCAAAGAGCAUUGGCCCCUGUAUUGUUGUUGUUAAAAUUUCUAUACAACCCUUCAUCUGAGACUCACAGGGUGGUUUAUAAUACACCUCUCUGCCGUGGGCAGGGCUUUCAGUCUGGGUGGAGGGCAAGGAAUAAUUAUAAUAUAAUAUAAUAUAAUAUAAUAUAAUAUAAUAUAAUAUAAUAUAAUGCAGUAUAUAAUAUUUGUACCCCGUCCAUCUGACUGGGUUGCCCCAGCCACUAUGGGCAGCUUCUGACAUAUAUAAAAACAUAACUAAACAUUAAACAUUAAAAACUUCUCAAUACAGGGCUGCCUUCUGGUGUGGGUGCCACUACCAAGACGACCCUCUGCGUGGUUCCCUGCAACUUCACUUCUCACUGUGAGGGAACUGCCAGAAGGUCCUUGGAGCUCAACUUCAUAGCUCUGGGAUAGAUUAUCUGCUUUGCAUGUAGAAUAUUCUGCCCCUGGCAUCUGCGGGCAUGGCAGGGAAGAGACCCCUGGAGAGCUGCUGCCAGUCAGUGUGGUCAAUACUAAGCUCAAUGGACCAACGAUCUGACUCACUAUUAAGGUUUCUUCCUGUUUUCCCUAACUGAAUGCCAGACUUGAUGGGCCUUUGGUGUAAUCCAGCAGGGCUUUUCUUAUUUCCUAGGCACAAACCUCUUCUCACUCCCCUGCUCUUCUGUCAUUGUACUGUUUGCCAUGUGCUGAAAUAUUCCUGUGCUUCAUUAGAAUAAUGAUUUUAAAAAAAAAAAAAAAAGUUCUGGUCUGUGCAUAUUAGAGGUACACACCCGCUUGGCACCCUGCAGAUUUUUGGGCCACUGUGAAAACAAGGUAGGACUUGAACCCAUGGCUUCAAGUGACAAGAAAGAAGAUUCUGACUCAACUUCUGGAAUAACUUUCUGACAGUGGAACAGACUCCCUCAGGAGCUGGUGGACUCUUCGGAGGUUUUUCAGCAGAGGUUGGAUGGCCACCUGUCCUAAGUGCUUUAGCUGAGAUUUCUGCAUGGCAGAGGGUUGGACUAGAUGGCCCUUGGGGGUAUCCUACCAACUCAACAGUUUUAUGACUGGAUACGCCAUUGGCUCGGUCCAGGAGGGCUCUUCUUACAUUCCUCGUUCUUGGCAAUCAACAUGGCCCAAUGGCCAGAGAUGAUAGCAGAAGUGUACUCCAACAACAUCUGGAAGGCAUUACAUUGGCUACCCCUGGGGGAGGUGACUAGCCUUCACACAGCCUACCAGGCAGACAGGUAUACCUUGAACUGUCCUCCACCCCUGCCCCUUUUCUUCCCUCACUCUCAAAACGGUAUACAGUACAAUCUCUGUGCCUGUCUCAAAAGAACACACUGUGUGCGUGUGUUCGUGUGUGCACAUUCAUAUUUAGGAAUAUUUAGGAAAGCAGAUGAUGUAACCCUUGCUAUUUCUGUCACCACUAUCCUUAGCUGGGAGGAACCUAAAGGGAAACCACUCCAUGUUUUGUUCAUUUAAAAAUAUUAGCAGUAUUCAACUAAGGCCCUCCUCGCUUGACCCAACACGCUUGCUUCCUCUCCCAAGGCCCUGGAAUCAGGACAUUAGUAGUUAAACAAAUGUGAAAAUGUAGGCCUGUGAUUUGUGACUUGGUGUUGUUGUCUCCAUGCCUGCCUCACCGUUGUGAAAUGGCAUUAACAUAGUUUAUUAGGCCCGCUUCCAGAGGGACUGUCUUUGUUCCCAUAUUUGCAAGAGGUUGUGUGUUCUGAUUUGCAUGCAAAAGGUCCCAGGUUUAUUUCCAGGAAUUUCCAGGUAGGACUUGGAGACACUCCUGUCUUUUAAAAAAAGCAAAAAACCAUGGGGACUUGAAAACUUCCCCAUACAGGGCUUCCUUCAGAUGUCUCUGGAAAGUUGUGCAGUUGUUUAUGGAAAGUCGUGCAGUUGUUUAUCUCCUUGACAUCGGGUGGGAGGGCAUUCCACAGGGCAGGUGCCACUCCUGAGAAGGCCCUCUGCCCGGUUCCCUGUAGUUUCACAUUUCGGGAAGAGGGAACCACCAAAAGGCCCUUGGAGCUGGACCUCAGUGUCUGGGCUGUAUGAUGGGGGUGGAAAAAGCUCCUUCAGGUAUAGAGGGCCAAGGCUGUUUAGGGCUUUAAAGGUCAACACCAACACUUUGAAUUGUGCUUGGAAACAUACUUGGAGCCAGUGUAGAACAAGGAAAGCAGUUGCCAAACAGGUCACUUUGUGGCAGCCCCUAAGCUGUGGAACCCCCUCUCUACAGAGGUGAGCAUGGCACCUUAAAUUGUAUGGAAUCAGAACUGUAGAGUUGGAAGGGUCCCUGAGGGUCAUCUAAUCCAAACCCCUGCAAUGCAAGAAUCUCAGCUAAAGGAGUCGUGAAAAUGGCCAUUCAACCUCUGCUUAAAAAGCUCCAAGGAAGAAAGUACUUUACUGUAUGCUGAAAACACACCUUUUUAACCCUCACCUUUGACACCCUAAUUUGUUCCUCUGAAUUUCAGUUCCUGGGAAUCACAAGUGGGGAGAGAUACGGUUGCACUUGUGUCCUGCUUGUGUUUUUUUUCUCAAAAGAGGCAUCUGAUUGGUCACUUUGAGAACAGGAUCAUAGACUAGAUGGGCCAAAGUGAGUCAUGCCCAUCAAUUUCAGCGGGUCUACUCUAAGCAGGAUUGGUACUGGGCUUUAUUUCUUGGCCACUCUGACCUUAAACUUUGCACGUGGUCAGCUGUUUACGGUGCACUAUCUCUAGACUCCCUCUUAAAAUGUUGUAGGACUGGGCAGGGUCUUCUGUAGCAGAUUCCUGUUUCAACUUAUAGGAUCUGCCCCCCUGUUGAGAAUUUUAGGUUUAAGAAAGCUGGCCAUGUUUCCCUGGCAAAAUCUAAGAAAACGAAAAAGGGCUUCCUCUGUUCCAUUUGUUUAGGUGAAGAAGAAGAAGAAAAGACAGUAGAUAGCCAUUUUCCCUUCGGACCCACCCUGCUCCUACAAACUCACCAGGGAGUAUAAUUAAUGCAGCACACAGCUGAUGCCCUCCAUUCUUCAAACACAGCGUUACCUUAAAGGCACACCCCAGAACGUAACACCUAAAAGACCUUGGAAUGCUGACAGCCAUCAUGGCCAGCCUCAGCCUCAUGACCAGCCAGACCACACCUUUUCACCUGCUUUGCAUUCCAGGUUUUAUUGUGUUCACUGAAGGGUAGUUGGUGAAAGGGCUGGGCGUGUUGCCACUGCACUUACUCUGGUGUAGAUUUGAAAUCUUAUCAUCAAAGAUGGGGUGGGGGAGCUGUAGUGGGCACAAGAGAUUGGAUGAAAGAUAUUAAUACCGUAUUUACUCUAAUUGCUCACCUCACUUGGCCAAAUCACAAAAUUGCAAAAAUUAAGUGUACAUUAGAUUCGAUGGUACAUUUACAUUCGCCAGCAAAUACCUUUUUUUGUUUGUUUCAAGGUUCUGAAAAUUGAGGUGCGCAUUAGAUUCAAUGGCACAUUAGACUCGAAUAAAUAUGGUAACCUUAAAGAGACUUAAAAAGUUGCUGAUGGAAGAAGCCUAAGAGCUGCAGCCCACAAGAGACUAGAGCAGGGUCCACCACUGUGCAAGCCUUGCAUCCAAAGUUGUACUCAAAAGUAGACCCACUGAAUUGCACCUUCUACACAGGGCAGACCCACUGAGAUGAAUGGACCUGUGUUGGUUAUGUCCAUCAAUUUCAACAGUUCUAACUCCUGGGUAGAAUUAACAGUGGAAAACAGGAAUGCCUGGCGUGCUAUGGUCCAUGGGAUCACGAAGAGUCGGACACGACUAAACAACAACAGCAGCCCACUGAAAUGAAAGGACAUGGCUAGAUUGGGCCCAUUCAUUUCAGUGGCUCUACUGUUGAGUAGAACAAUGCUUUUCAUGCAGCCAAUUCCUGGAGUCUCUCUUUCUAAAUAAAAAAUGGGGUGGGGUGCUUCUGCCUGCAAACCCUCGAAGGCACUGCUACCGUAGUAGCAGUAGACCGUGGUGGCUGGUGUGUGUGGCCCCCCCAGUGGCUUGAACCUGGAACCUCCUGCAUACAAAGCAGGUGCCCAACUGCUCCCCCUAAAAACAAAUUAAAAUUACAGUCCUCCAGCUCUGAAUCAAGUGCUGGUUUUAACAGGGAACACAAAGGAAACCUGCCUUAUGAUGGCUGUGGCUGAUUGAUGUUUGGAGCACAGCAGCGAUUGGAGGCAUCAAGGGGUUUGGCCAUAGGUGCGUGCUUCCUUAUAUCUCUCAUUUUAACCCAGAUUGUGAAUGCCCCAAUUUCGCGGAAACUGUACCGAGCAAUUGUGGUGGAGUGGGUGGGAGAACCAUAGAAUUGCAUAGUUGCGAGGGACUUAAGAGGGUCGUCUAGCGCAACUCCUUGCCAUGCAAAAAUCUUUUGCCCAACGUGGGGCUCGAACCCACGACCCUGAGAGUCAGACUCUACCGACCGAGCUACCCUGUCCCUCGCAUUAGGCCCCAACCAAAAUGCCAGAAAGUCGAGAGCAAGCGUUCAACUCCGCAGCGUCAGCGGAGAGCUCCGGAGUACCUGGAAGCUUGCUGACAGUUUAGUCGCCCGGCCCCGAUAAAAGGAUUAGCGUUUCGGCCGCAGCCGCCCUUAUUCCCGAGUAAACGCAGCAAGCAAACUCGUGUCGUCAGCACCCCUGGGCCUCGCAAAGCGGCCAGGCAGCUGCCAGUCCCGGACGGCCGUCAUUCUCCUUCCUCUCCAGGUCCAACAACAAGCGCUCUGUGUCACCGACGCCCUAGUUAGGCUGGGCGGCUUCUUCUCUUCCACCUCCAGCAUGCAAAGCCCCAUCGGAUGUACCGUAGCAGUAGCAGCCUCCUCUUCCCUCCCCGGGGUGGGACACGCAGAAAGACGCCCCAUGCCUCUAUAAUGUAUCGGCACAUACCCAGACUUGGUUUGCUGCGGUUCAGCCUCUCCACGUGGCCCCAAAGAGAAAGAGUAACACCAAAAAAGUGGGGGACCACCCCCAUUGCAUUAUCAGCCAUCCCCCCUUGCUUCUCUGCCCCGAUCUCCAAGCUGAUCCUUCGCUGCGCUCUUUUUACGUCUCCUGCCCAAGUCGUCUCGUUGCGCGCGCGCGCGCUCUUCCAGCCGUUCCAUUUUGCGCAAAGUUUUUAGAGCGGAGUUGGCGAGGGCGGGCGGAGAAAAAGGAAGGAGAUGACAGAGGCGGAGUUUGCCUGCUGCCAUCUAAUUAAGAGCUUGGCCGGGGGAGGGAAGAGAGGAAGAGGAAGAUCGGAGGAGGAGGCGGAUUCAAGAGCCAAGUGGGCCGGCGGCGGGCGGUGCGCGCAUGCUCGUGCCCAGCGACUCCAUGUGUAAAGAGCGCAUUUGGCCAACGGAGGGGGGCGAGAGCGCAGCAGGAUUUGGAGAGAGGAGGGAUCUCGCCGGCCGGUUCGAAAGAGGAGGCUGCUCUUCCUCCUCGCUUCCACCCCCCCCAUCGCCGGUGAAGGGGGUGGACAGAAAAGGGAGGCUUUUUUUUAAAAAAAGAAGUGGAUCUGCCCGACCUUUCGAUUUGGGGGAUCGUUUAAGCGGCUUUGUAAGUUUCUUGUAGUCGGGAUCCUCCUCCCAAAAACAACCUUCGGAAGGACUGAGCAGACCUUUCCUGGGAACCCAUGAACGGCUGGGACAGUGGCGAAAGAAAGCGGUAUAACUCUCCCACAAGCUCCUUUUUCCUUCGCCUCUCUUCCGAGCAGGAGGUGAAUUUAUGUCAAUAUGUGAUAGGAUUCUGUCACGACGCACCCCAUGCCGGAAAAGACACUGCCUGAAUUAUACCAGAGUACCAUAAUGACAGAAGAAGCUUGCCGGACGCGAAGUCAGAAGCGAGCCCUCGAGCGGGAGAUCACCCAGAACGACGUGGACUGCAAGAAGAUGAAGAUUGACAAGGGGCUCCUGGGGGCCCCCGAUGCCAACACGGAAGGGGGAGACCUCAAGGUGAAGAGUGAACCCACACCUGGGAGAGUCCAGGGAUUGCUAAAAGGAGGGGAGAUGAAAGCUACGAUUAAAGUGGAGGUGCAGACGGGAGACGAGCCGGUGGACAUGAGCACCUCGAAAAGUGACAUCAAGCGAGAGAGGAGGGUUCCUUCGCCCGAUGUAAUAGUACUAUCGGACAACGAACCAUCGAGCCCAAGAAUGAAUGGAUUGACGAAAAUCCCGUUAAAGGAGACCAGCACAGAGGUGCUGAUGAAGAGCAGCCCCGAGGAGCGGGAGCAGAUGAUCAAGCAGCUGAAGGAGGAGCUGCGGUUAGAGGAGGCGAAACUAGUCCUGCUGAAGAAACUCCGGCAGAGUCAGAUACAGAAGGAGACGACGGCUCAGAAGCCCACUGGCUCCUCCGGAAAUGCCGUGGCGACUCCCCCGCCGUUGGUGCGAGGGACGCAGAGCAUCGCCUCCAGCAAGUCAGCCCUCCUCCAGAAUUCCUCGCGUAUUCCCGGGACUGUUAUUCCUCCCCCAUUGAUCCGCGGAGGGCAGCAGGCAUCUUCAAAGCUGGGCUCUCAGCAGAACACACAGAUAGUCAUGCCUCCUCUGGUGAGAGGAGCACAGCCCAUCUCUGUGUCUCCCCAGCAAAUCCACAACAUCCGCCAGCACUCCAGCUCGGGGCCCCCUCCCCUGCUCCUGGCCCCGCGGGCGUCCGUCCCCAGCGUGCAGAUCCAGGGCCAGCGCAUCAUUCAGCAGGGCCUCAUCCGCGUCGCCAACGUCCCCAACGCAAGCCUCCUGGUCAACAUCCCGCAGGCCUCGCCAACUUCGCUCAAAGGUACGGCCGUGACGGCGGCCCAGGUGAACGCUGCAGCCACUGCCACCAGUGUAGCCUCCAUCGUCAAUUCCAAUGACUCCCCUGCCAGCCGCCAAGCUGCCGCCAAGCUGGCGCUGCGGAAGCAGCUGGAGAAGACGCUGCUGGAGAUCCCUCCGCCCAAGCCGCCGGCCCCCGAGAUGAACUUCCUGCCCAGCGCGGCCAACAACGAGUUCAUCUACCUGGUGGGCUUGGAGGAGGUGGUGCAGAACCUCCUAGAAGCUCAAGGCAAGGUUUCUGCUGCCCCUUCCUCUCAGGACCCCUACACAUGCGUCCAGUGCAAGACGGACUUCACCUGCCGGUGGCGGGAGGAGAAGAGCGGUUCCAUCAUGUGCGAGACAUGCAUGUCCUCGAACCAGAAGAAGGCGCUGAAAGCCGAGCACACCAGCCGGCUGAAGGCCGCCUUCGUCAAGGCCCUCCAGCAGGAACAGGAGAUUGAGCAGCGGAUACUGCAGCAGGCGGCCUCCCCCGUCCAGACCAAACCCGAGCAGAUCGCACAGCAGCAUCACUCGCUCAAGCAGGCCUCCAGCCAGCUUCCCCGUAGCGCCAGCACCCCCCGCGGAGUGUUGCAUGCAUUUAGCCCGUCGCCCAAGUUGCAGAACGCCGCCUCCAGUGUGGCCGUGCUUGGCGGCAGGCAAGGUAAGCGUGCUCAGAGACCCGUCGGCAAAGGAAGUGCUUGCACUUGGAAGAAGACUCUCGUCAACGCAGGUGGGACGCUGAACUUUGUCAACCCUAGUCUCGCUGUGCAUAAAACUGCUGCCUCGGCUGUGGACCGCCAGCGCGAGUACCUCCUAGACAUGAUCCCCCCGCGGUCCAUCUCUCAGUCUGCCACGUGGAAAUAACGCAGGAACCUCCGCCUUGAGUGGAAGACUUCUCCCUUUUUCUUCUUGUCCCCACCCCCCGUUUCCCCACCCUCCCCCACCCAACCUUUGAUUCCGUCACCCACCCAGGAUCCCACUACCCGGUGGGAAAAACAGCAACAACAGCAAGCCUGCUUUCAAGCCUCGCCCGGAUCAUACCUGCAAAGGUCGCAGGAGGGAAAAGCCUGCUCCCAUCAACGCUGCUUUCGACAAGGAAUGGCGGCGGCAGGGGGGGGGGGGGGCAACAACACUUCCCUGCAGGGUGGAACGGACACUCGGGGAGGUUGCAACGAACAUUAGGCAACCGGAUUAUCCCAUUUUCAUUAUUAUCAUUUUUGUUCUGCUGUCUUCGAGAGGAGAGUCGCCCUUUUAUCAUUCUUUCCUGCUGGCCACACACACCCUGAAACUUAUUUUGUCUCUCUUAUUAGCAUUUUUUGGGGGGGGAGUUACAUGUCAUUCCCCCCACCCCACCCCCAGCCAGCGGUAGUACAUAACGAGGAAUAAUUGCGCAAGAAACCUGCUCUGUCUCUCUCUCUUUUUCUCGCCUGCUUUCGUCCCAUCCUCCCCUUUAAAGAGAAAAAGCCGCCUUUUUUUUAGUUCCUUUUUAGAUUUUAUCGUUGUCGUUAUUAUAAUUAUAAUUAUUAUUAUUUCCGUUUCUGAGCGAUCGUACAACGGUCGUUAGCGAUCAAGGAUGUACUACUUCCCGCUCACGGAAAGUGGAACUGGGACCCAGCGCUUGUGGAGAGAGAAAUCUGCAAAGGGGACGGACCGGCUCCAACCCUGCCUUUUUCAUUUUUGCACCCACCCCCUUCACAAUUCCCAUGGUGGCAACGUGAUAAAAGGAGGGGGGAAGUAAGGGGGUUGUUGCGGUGGAGGGGGGCGAGAGUGGCUUCUUAGGGUCGUUGGUUUUAUUUUUUAAUUAAGAAAAGACAAACCCACUGAUAACUUAUGUUGUGAACAAAUGCAAAACGGACUCUCCGCCCACCCCGAAGAUGUGUGGAGUGACAGGACUUGGGGAGGGGAGGUUGCGUCAAGGGGGGGGGGUCGGAGGCGCACCUGUCUUGUCUUUCUUUGAAAUAAACAGGAUCCUGUCUCAGAUGGAUGUUUUGCCCCGGACAUUUGAUAGCCCGAAAACUUUACUGGACAGUUUAAAGGAGUUUUCCUUCAUCUGGAGAGAAUGAACCGGGAGGGGGGUGAGCCUCUCUUCCCCCUUCCCCACUUCAAGCAUCCCAACAGGGAAGAAGAGAUGUAUAAUUUUUUUAAAAUUUUAUUUUUAAAAUGUCUACUGCGUCCCUCCCACCCCCUCUCCUCCUUCCACCGUGCGCUUUCUGUGGCCCGGGGGGGGGGAGUUGUAAUUUGGCUCUCCAGAAGCUGUAUGCAGUUUUAGGUGACUUGGAGGAAAGAAAAGGUCCGGUGGAUUUUGGAAAAGGAAAUUUUGUGGGGAGGCUUUUUU
Molecule: messenger RNA, 10774 nt
Organism: Zootoca vivipara (common lizard)
Lineage: Eukaryota; Metazoa; Chordata; Lepidosauria; Squamata; Lacertidae
Source: RefSeq, a predicted model, not a curated record